UGUUGGUAAUCAUAAGGAGCAACUGACGCAAUGGUUGAUAUUAACUCAAAAUUUUUAUGUAUUUUUUAUUUGUUUCUCCUGGCAGUAACAGAUAUUACUUAUUCUAAACGCCAUGGUUCAAAAGAACAUAACUCUGGAAAUGGACAUGGAAAUGGACACGGACAUUCUCAUGCGCAUUUUGGACAGGGUCAUGUUCAUGAUCAGGAACAAGAUAGCAAAGGUCACAAUUCGAACGGUCAUGGUCAUGACCAGGACCCAGAUAGCAAAGGUCACAAUUCGAACGGUCAUGGGCAUGGCCAAAACAAUGGUCAUAAAGUCUCAAACCUCGGUCACCUACUAAAUAGCUACAAUGUGCCAUUAAACAAUAAUUUACCAAACCACCAAUUAACAAAACAGUCCAUUACUACAGAAAAAUCUGUUCAUCAACAAAAUACAAAUCACUUUGAAAGUUGGAAGGCUAAUUGGUGGAAUGAACAUUUAGAGAUAUGUGGAAAACAAGAAGUAGAACCACGAUUUUCGUUAAGCAGAAUAAUAGGAGGAAGAGAAGCUAUAAAAGGAAGCUGGCCGUGGAUGAUUUCCUUGUUCAACAACCUUCUCAGACAGCCAACUUGUGCAGCAGUAUUAAUAUCGGAACAAUGGGCAUUAACAGCAGGUCACUGUUUUUCAAGGAUGUUUGACAACGAAACGUUUAUAACUGCUAGAAUAGGCCUGCACAAUGCUUCUGCGUUUGCUGAAGAUACAAAUGAGCAAGCAUUUAAGAUCAUCAAAGUUAUAAAACACCAAGGAAUUGAAGCCAGUACUGUACCUUUUAAUAAUGAUAUUGCUUUACUCAAACUUGACCGGACUGUAACAUACAGUUCUGCUGUUCGACCGGUGUGUCUACCAGAUAAUACAAACAUAGACCAAACAGUAUGUGCUAUCAGUGGAUGGGGACGCUACAGAGAACCAAAAAAGACACCCGAUCCAGAUGCUUGGCCUCAAAUUUUACAACAAACCCGUGUUCCAAUACUUCCACAGGAGAUAUGUAUGUCAAACUAUAAAAAUAAAGUCACAGACAAUAUGUUUUGUGCCGGAUAUGAACAGGGAGGUGUCGACGCAUGUCAAGGUGACAGUGGUGGGCCCUUACAAUGUCAGGAAGAUGGACGCUGGUGCUUGAGAGGAAUAAUAAGUUGGGGAGGAAUAACUUACACAGAAUGCGCACAACCACUUCAACCAGGAGUUUACACAAAGGUAUACAACUACGUUGAUUGGAUAUUGCAAAAUAUAUUCGAAAACACGUGAUCCAAAACAAAAAGAAACAAUUUUAACGAACAAUUUGAUGGGACAGUUGUUUUAGACGAAAGAGGACUAAUCUAGCUCUUGAUUAUAAGUAUAGGACUUAAAGAAUUGUUUUCAUUAGAACUUUGUUUUAAAGAUUAUUAUACGGUAUUUU
Molecule: messenger RNA, 1432 nt
Organism: Mytilus trossulus (common blue mussel)
Lineage: Eukaryota; Metazoa; Mollusca; Bivalvia; Mytilida; Mytilidae
Product: transmembrane protease serine 9-like
Exons: 7
Coding region: 31-1281 (416 amino acids)
Biological process (GO): proteolysis
Molecular function (GO): serine-type endopeptidase activity
Source: RefSeq, a predicted model, not a curated record